AUGGCAGCUAUUAGUCGAUCAAUGGCCAGCUUGAGAGCUCUACCGCGUCUCCAAUCGACCCGGUCCUUUGCAACCUCCCGACACCUCCGUGCUGCUGCUGCUGUGAAGCCGUUUUUCUCCAGUGAGCCAACUGGCCCGCAGGUUAACACCGCCAUUCCAGGCCUAAAGAAUCAACAAGCAACUGCGGAACUGGGAGAGGUCUUCGACGUUAGAAGCAUAAACAUGAUGGCAAAUUAUGACAGCAGCAUUGGUAACUACAUUGCGGAUCUUGAUGGCAAUAUGCUGCUGGAUGUGUGUUCACUGCCAUGGCUGGUUCCGAUGCCAACGAAACAGCUUAUAAAGCCGCUUUCAUCUGCUACCGCCAGCGUCAACGUGGUGGACCCAAUGUCGAAUUCACUGAAGAAAGAGAUCACCUCUAGUAUGGAAAACCAAGCUCCUGGUUCCCCACCACUGUCUAUUAUGUCCUUCAAAACCUCCUUCCACGGACGCCUCUUUGGAUCUCUUUCCACCACAAGGAGCAAGCCCAUACACAAACUGGAUAUCCCUGCUUUCGAUUGGCCUCAAGCCCCUUUCCCCAGACUGAAGUAUCCCCUGGAACAAUUUGCCGCGGAAAACGCACAGGAAGAGAAACGCUGCCUGGCUGAAGUAGAGCGUAUCAUCAAGGAGUUCCGCAACCCCGUUGCCGCCGUCGUUGUUGAGCCCAUUCAGUCAGAAGGCGGAGACAACCAUGCCUCCCCAGCUUUCUUUCAGGGUCUCCGUGAAAUAACCAAGCAAAACAACGUCCUCCUAAUCGUCGACGAAGUCCAAACCGGCAUUGGAGCCACAGGCAAAUUCUGGGCCCACGACCACUGGAACCUCCAAACACCCCCCGACAUCGUCACUUUCUCCAAAAAGGCCCAGGCAGCCGGCUACUUCUACGGGGACCCACAGCUGUGCCCCAAUAAGCCCUACCGCCAAUUCAACACAUGGAUGGGUGACCCAGCCCGCGCUUUGAUCUUCCGUGCCAUCAUCAAGGAAAUUGAACGGCUGGAUCUGGUAAAAAACACCGCUUCCACGGGUGAAUAUCUGUAUGCUGGUCUCGAGCGGUUGGCUCAGCAAUACCCGAGUGAAUUCCAGAAUCUGAGAGGGAAGGGGCAGGGCACAUUCAUUGCCUGGGACAGCCCGCAGCGUGAUGCGUUCUUGAAGAAGGGCAAGAGUGUUGGGAUUAAUAUUGGUGGGAGUGGGGAGAGGGCUGUGCGCUUACGGCCUAUGCUGAUUUUCCAGAAGCAUCAUGCCGAUAUCCUGCUCGAGUCUUUGGAGAAGAUUGUCAAAUCUUAA
Paracoccidioides lutzii Pb01 is the source of this 1317-nucleotide messenger RNA. RefSeq names its product 4-aminobutyrate aminotransferase. Gene Ontology annotation, cellular component: mitochondrion. The record is from RefSeq and is a predicted model, not a curated record. Gene Ontology annotation, molecular function: pyridoxal phosphate binding. Gene Ontology annotation, biological process: GABA catabolic process. Bases 1 to 1317 code for a protein of 438 amino acids. The transcript has 4 exons.